CUCCAGACAAACAACAUGUACCAGUCUGGGGAAGGAUGGCUUUCUGCUGGCAAAAUUUGUACUCUGCAGUAAAACUGUGCUCAGACGACAGGAUGUGGAAUCCAAGAACUGUUGUUUGUCCGGGGCAGCAACCAUGACACAGGGAGAGGAUAAAUAAUGUGCCAACUCUCUGGAGGAAAAUGUCAUAGGCCAAUCCUAAUACACAACAAUGGGAUGAACACCUCAAAAAAACAGGGUAACACAGGUGGUGAUCGGGAAGGAAGAAACGAAGAAGAAAUAUUGGUGCUUGACUUGACUUCAGGGAGAACAUCACUUGUUAACUGAUCAGUAUUCAGCAGAGAGUCACUUGUGGCGAUGGUACCACUGUUUAUAGAAGAUUGAUUGACCUGGCCCCGUCACGUGGAAUUAAAAUAACUAAAAUGAAGAAGUUUAAGCGCCGUUUCUCUCUGUCGGCUCAUCGGACAGAAACUAUUGAAGAGUCACUUGCAGAGUUUCAGGAACAAAUCACCAACCAGAUAAAGAACAAGAGGAAUGAUGGUAUUGCACAUGAGAAUCUUCCGCUGACCUUAAAUGUGCACACGGACCGGAUGACACCUGAGGACGGCCAUUCUCCAAAUCCCCUGCGUUAUAGGAAUCACCGACAGCGCAGGUUCUCGAUGGAGGACUUCAGCAAGAGGCUCUCUCUACCUAUGGAUAUCAGACUACCCGAGGAGUUCCUGCAGAAGCUACAGCUGGAGAGCCCACCUCUUCCCAAGACUCUGAGCAGAACGUCACGGAGAGCUUCCCUGUCGGACAUCGGUUUUGGGAAGCUGGAGACUUAUGUUAAACUGGACAAGCUGGGUGAGGGGACUUAUGCCACAGUGUUUAAGGGUAGAAGCAAAUUAACUGAGAACCUGGUGGCGCUGAAGGAGAUCCGACUGGAACAUGAAGAGGGAGCUCCAUGCACUGCAAUACGAGAAGUUUCAUUGCUGAAGAAUCUGAAACAUGCAAACAUCGUCACUCUGCAUGACAUCAUUCACACUGACCGCUCACUCACCCUCGUUUUUGAGUACCUGGACAGUGACCUGAAACAAUACAUGGACAUCUGUGGGAAUAUCAUGAGCAUGCACAAUGUCAAGAUAUUCAUGUUCCAACUGUUGAGGGGCUUGGCUUAUUGCCACAAACGCAAGGUUCUACAUCGAGACCUGAAGCCACAGAACCUGCUCAUUAAUGAACGAGGAGAAUUAAAACUAGCAGAUUUCGGUCUGGCUAGAGCCAAAUCUGUUCCUACAAAAACCUAUUCAAAUGAAGUGGUAACGUUAUGGUACCGACCCCCAGAUGUCCUCAUGGGCUCCACAGAAUACUCGACACAGAUUGACAUGUGGGGAGUUGGUUGUAUUCUAUAUGAAAUGGCUGCUGGAAGGCCUCUGUUUCCUGGCUCCACAGUGAAGGAAGAAUUGCACUUAAUUUUCAGGCUUUUAGGUACGCCAGGAGAAGACACAUGGCCAGGAAUAACAUCCAAUGAAGAAUUCAAGGCUUAUAAUUUUCCUUACUACCGACAACAACCAAUGAUACACCAUGUUCCCAGGUUGGAUGCUGAGGGUCUAGAUCUUUUUGCAAACCUUUUACUGUAUGAGGCCAAGAAGAGGAUUUCAGCUGAGGACGCUCUUCAACAUCUUUAUUUCAAGAACUUGGGAGAAAGAGUGCACUUUCUACCAGACACUAUUAGUAUUUUCACAUUGAAAGAAAUCCAAUUGCAGAAGGAUCCUGGUUAUCGAGGGUCUUCAUAUCCCCAAUUCGCCCGGGGAAAGAAUCGAAGACAAAGUGUUUUAUUCUAGUUGGAGCCAUGCUUCUGCCUCGCCCCCACAUUACAAAAGAACACCAGCUCCCGGUCGCUUUGCAGUAGGGGGAUGUGUGGAGUUGAAGGUGGGGGCUUCACUCUGCAGCAUGGAACGGGACCAGGUGAGGCUCUGACAGUAAUUCAAGAUGAUGCCUGUGUGAGAUCAGCAUCCUUCAACUGUGAUCUUAUACAUCAUCUCAAAUCAGAACAGAAAGACUCAGAGCCUCAGGCUUGUUCUGCACUUCAAUUAGAUUCUAACUCCAUGAAUUCACCUUGGCACCAAAUGUUGAAUCUCCACGAAAGUUGUUUGGAUUAAAUCCUAAUGCUACUAACUGGCUUCUUUACCCGCGUGCCCAGUAACUGUGCCCACAACUGUGCCAAUUACCACAUUUCAUCAUGAUGAGGUAUCCAUUGCUAGUCUCCAGUAUUGCAUCCCAGUACAGCAGUUUUGUGCUGAAGCUGUCUCCCCAUCAGUUUAGGGCUAUCUAGCUUUGACAUCCAACAGCUAAUGUUGCCCCCACCUCUGUUCCUCACUUUUGCAGAGAUUAAAGAAUUUUGCUGAUAGGUUUCCUCAACACUGCACAUCCAAAGCAUCCUCACUGCUUUAUCCAGUGGGUUCACGGGGCAUUACCUUGUUGCAGGUUUAAGGGGGCAAGUGUCACAGUGGUCCAGGAGAACAGGUUCAAACAGGCCCUGGUGGGUAAGCUGUCUGGACACCUCAGGGUUUAUUGCAGGCACAGAGGGCAAGGGUGAUAACAGACUUAAUAGGCACAGAUUCAUGGCAAGUCCAAGGGACACGGCCGCUUUAGGACCAUGAGAACACAACUAGUAUGAGUUUGCUUCCUUCUUUCCUUCCUUGUCUCCCUUUUUCAGUCCCUCCGUCCUUUUUUUAUCCCUUCUUUUCCUUUCUUCCCUCCCUUUCUCCUUCCUUCCUUCAUUCCUUCCUAUUUUUAAUUCCUUCCGAUCUUUCUCCCUCCCUUCCAUUUCUUCCUCUAUUCAUAUCUUCAUUUCCUUCCAGCUCUCUGAUGGGAUAACCGAGUGAUCAGCCAAGCACAUUUACAAAUACACAAACAAGGAACAAGAGUAGGCCACUCGUCUCAGUUCUGAGGAAGGGUCACCGGCCCCGAAACGUUAACUCUGUUUUCCCCACCACAGAUGCUGCCAGACCUGCUGAGCUUUUCCAGCAACUUUGUUUUUGUGACUUUUGUGACCACCUUGCAUCCCCUUGGUAACGAAGAACAUAUCUGUCUCUACCUUACAAGUGUUUAUAGACUCUGUAUUCACCACCUUUUGAAGAAGUGAAUUCCAAAGACACUCAACCCUGUGAGAGAAAAAAAAAUUCUGGUCUCUGUCUUGAAUGGGCGACCCCUUAUUUUUAAACAGUGACCCUUGUUCUAGAUUCUCUCUCAACAGGAAACAUCCUUUCUACAUCUACCCGGUCAAGUCCCUUCAGGGUCUUGUUCAUUUUAACUAAGCCACCUCUGACUCUUCUAACUGCACAAGAUACAGGCCUGACCUUUCCUCAUGGGGAAUCUGCUCAUUCUAGGUGUUAAUUUAGUGAACCUUCUCUGAACUGCGUCCAGAUUAUUCACAUCCUUCCAUAAGUACAGUGACCAGUACUGUACACAGUAGUCCAGAUGCAGUCUCACCAAUUACCCUGUAUAACUGAAGCAUUUGGCAUGGUCAUGCUUAUUUCCUGGCCUAUCAUUCAUGUCGUCACAGUGAAAAGGUGGCACUGGAAAUAUGAGCCAGUCUGUACAGCCCAAAACUAUAAUGACUCCCCUGGGAGAGCACAGCAACAUGGGUAGGUGGUUUGGGUCCUUGGCUGGGUCCUGAAGGAGAGGUAUAUGGAGUCAAACAGCUGUACAGUACGGAAGUAGACCUUUCAGUCCAAUUUGUCCAUACCGAGCAGAUAUCUUGAAUUAAUCUAGUCCCAUCUGUCAGCAUUUGACACAUAUCCCUUUAAACCCUUCCUAUUCAUGUAUCCAUCCAUUUAAAUGUUGUAAUUGUACCAGCCUCCACCACUUCCUCUGGGAAGCUCAUUCCAUGCAUGCACCAUCUUCUGUGUGACAAAACGUGCCUCUUAGGUCCCUUUUAUGUCUUUGCUCUCGCACCUUAAAUCUAUGCUCUCUGGUUUUGAACUCCUCUACACUGGGAAAAAGGCCUUGGCUAUUCACCCUAUCCAUGGCCCUCACAGUUUUAUAAAUCUCUACAAGGUCACCCCUCAGCCUCUAACACUCUGGAGAAAACAGCCCCAGCCUAUUCCACCUCUCCCUACAGCUCAAACCGUCCAACCCUGACAACAUCCUUGUAAAUCUUUUCCAAACCCUUUCAUGUUUCACAACUUCUCUCCUAGAUGGCAGGGAGACCAGAAUUGAACGCAGUAUUCCAAACGUAGCCGAACCAAUGUCUUGUACAGCCACUAUAUGACCUCCCUACUCCUAUAUUCAAUGCACUGACCAAUAAAGGCAAGCAUGCCAAAUUCCUUCUUCACCAUCCUGUCCACUUGCUUGAAAGACUGAAAUGGGAGAAUGGAACCAAGGAAAGAAAGAUAUUUUUCCAUCAGUCAAACUACCUGUAUGCUCCAUUUCACUUGUGAUUCACCUGACUUUGAGCACAGAAAUUUCAAUGUUACUAAGAGGACAAAUAUUGUUUAAUCUGGAAGUGCACCGUCGAUCGCUAAUCCGUGCUGACAUGUACCGGUGUUAAAUUUCAGAAUGCUAAACAACGUUGAUAGCUUUUUUUUUAAAGCCUAUGUGUUCUUGGGUAAGAAUGUCCUGAAUUGAAGCGUGCUCUUGAUCUGUAUCCAUUUGAUUUAAGAUAACUCACUGUUUUCCACUUUUCAAACUUGUUUCUGGAAAAAUAUUGGAAGAGAGUCAGAAUGUCAAACAAAAAUAGUGAAAGCAAUGUCCUGCAAAUAGCAUUGUUAAACUCAAGUUAGAUCCAGUCUGUGCCCUUGCAAGAGACAUACUGUGCUUUUCAGCCUUUGUAUCGUAGAAAAUUUCGGGAGACUCUCCUUUGAAUGGGAUAUGAAAAAGAGGCUCCUUUGGCCCUCUCACACAGAUCCAAGGACGUUCUUUUGAAGAAGAGCAGAGGAAUUAGUCCUGGCAUCCUCAGGCCAACAACAUUGCUUUCAAAAAGAAAAUGAGCAGAUUUGCUUGCUAUUACAUUGCUGUUAGUAAAACUUUAUGUUGGAAAAUGGCUGCUGCAAUUUCCCAUAUUGCAAAAGUGACUGCACUUAGAACAUAUAUAAUGGGCUGUGACAUGUCUUGGGAUGUCUUACAGUAGAGAACAGCACUAAAUAAAUGCCAAGUGUCUUUA
Molecule: messenger RNA, 5140 nt
Organism: Stegostoma tigrinum
Lineage: Eukaryota; Metazoa; Chordata; Chondrichthyes; Orectolobiformes; Stegostomatidae
Product: cyclin-dependent kinase 18-like
Exons: 18
Coding region: 420-1817 (465 amino acids)
Biological process (GO): protein phosphorylation
Cellular component (GO): nucleus; cytoplasm
Molecular function (GO): ATP binding; protein kinase activity
Source: RefSeq, a predicted model, not a curated record